Molecule: messenger RNA, 1570 nt
Organism: Aspergillus brunneoviolaceus CBS 621.78
Lineage: Eukaryota; Fungi; Ascomycota; Eurotiomycetes; Eurotiales; Aspergillaceae
Exons: 2
Coding region: 4-1512 (502 amino acids)
Source: RefSeq, a predicted model, not a curated record
CCAAUGGCCCACCGCGCCCACCGUAUCCCCUGGCGCAGCCUAACCUCGCACCUCAUCCACCGUGCCCCAACCCACACCAGCCCGGACACCACCAUCGCUAACCUCUACUUCCGCUUCCUCCCCACCCAAGCUAAGGAUCUAGGCCACUUCGUCACCUCCUUCGCCCGCGCCCUCAACGAGGACACAACCGCCGCGCGGCAACAGUACGCCCCGAAAUACCUCCCGCCGGCGCGCGACGAACUCCUCCUAGAUGACCGCCUAGCCGCGCGCAUCCACCCCCUCACCUUUCGCUGGCACCACCCCAAGAGAAACAUUCAAAAGACGCAGCAGCUAUGCCAGCACAUCGACAGCACCACCGACUUUGCCUGCGGCUGUCCGCUCCCAUACACCGAGCGCCGGGCCGCCGCCUUCCUCCGGCCGUACCAAUGGAACGACUGUUUCCGGUUCGAAGAGGUCAACGGCGAGGGGUUCUUCAAUCUGCAGGUCGUCAGCACCCUGCUCGUGCUCGGAGAGAUGGAUAUCCUUUUCCGGCUGUGCGCGCAUCCCGACAUCGGGCUGAAGGAGUGGAUGCGCGUGCAGGAUUGUUCCUGCAUUGAACUAUGUGAGAUGGACCACGGGUGGGGCCCGAUCUUCGACGCCGCGCUGGAGAUGUACCUGACGUUAAAUACUCUCUACUGCUUCCCGGAGUUACACUCUUCUUCCUCUUCUUCUUCGGCCUCGGAGCAUGCAGCCGGGACCAGGGCCUAUGCGCACGACUACCGCACCACAAAAAUGUACCAGCGCCCGGUCGACGAAUGGACGCGCCUCUGGCAAGCGACGGAGAUGUCGCGGUACCCGCACCGCCAGUUUCUGGGCCUGGAGCCGCAGUUCGGCUUCGCGAGCCAGGUGCGGAUCCUGGAGCAGGGAGAUCCGUGGUACGAGGAGUCCUGCGCACGAGACGAGGAGGGACGGCGCGACCGCCUCAAGCGGCUGUGGCAGCAGCACGAGGACGUCUCCGUGGACGCGUUCCUGGCCAUUCUCGCCGAGGCCAAGGAGAAGGAUUGCUUCACGUACGGCGAGCUGCCCUUCCCGUUGUUCCUCGCGUCUGACAAAGCGGGCUUCCGUCCGAGUCAACAGGACACCGCGCGCGUCGAGGCCUAUCUCCGCGAGCGCGGCGUGCCCGACGACUGGGCGGCGGAGAUGACGACCUUGAGCGACGAGGGCAACAAGGAGCCCCGAUCGCGGCUAUGCGUGCCGCAUGAUCCGCUCCAUGAGCGGAAUCGCAGGCAGCUGCGGCGGUAUCUGCACCGCUGCUGGCAGAUUAUGGUGCGCUGUAAUAUGCUGGCGAGGGAGUUGGGCGCGGAGAUCGAUUGGGCGUGGGAGGUGGUUAGGGCCCUGGAGAAGCUGGUCUCGUGUCCGCCGGGGAUGAAGCUUUACAACCAUCGAUACGAUCCGGAGAGGUUGGAUGUGUAUACCCUGCAGGGAGGGAGUGAGGAGCCUUCUUACGCGAUCCGUGUUCGGCGCGAGUGGUGAGGUUGUCUGGCUCGCAUGUGUAUAGUAUUAUUCUUCUGUGUAUAGUAUCGUGGCUUCG